AUGGAAUUAAAGCCUACUUUUAAUGGCCAUAUCAGAGACGAAUAUGACGCUCUUUUAGUUUUCCAAGCAACUCUAAAUGGGCAAUUGAGUCAUAUCCCAAGAAGACCAUAUGAAAUGGAAAGGUCAAACCUAAUCACAUCAGGUAGCAUAUUUGUCUUCUUUGAAAAUUUAUCUGGUAUAAAGAGAUGGACUGAUGGUAUAUCAUGGUCUCCAUCUAGAAUCUCAGGUAAAUUUUUAAUAUACAAAGAAUUAAACAAAUAUUAUAACCCAAAUCUUUUAUUAAAUAAUAAACCCCGUAACCAACCAAAUGGUAUACCGUCUAAUACUCAAUCAUUCAACUCUCCAAUGGAGAAUGCUAUGUCAGUAUCUAAUAUUGCUGAUAGUGAUAGAAAUAAUCAAAAUUCAAAUUAUCGAGUUGGUCAGUUAUCUAAUAAUAAUGACAGAAAGGAUAAUAUUUUGCCAACAACUAUUUCAAAUACUUCUAAUAAAAAUUCAGAAAGUGAUGAGCUACCAUCCUUAAACAAUACAAACACAAAGGAAUCCGAAGUUGUGGAGCCAGAUGCUAAUUCAAAAAAUGCACAAAAUGAUUCCAAAUAUACUUUCAAAUAUACAGGAUUUGUUAAAAAAACUAUGUCGAUCAAGGUAAGAGAUACAUCUUUUGAUGGAUCAUUACAAACGCUACAUUUGAUAUCUUAUUAUAAUAUUGAUGAUGUAAAAUUUAACAGACUUGUGGAACCAAAGAAUGCUACCUCAUUAAAAGAUAUUCAAAUAUCGCGAGAGUUAUUAGAUUCUGUUGAUAUUGAUGUCACACCAAACAAUUUAAAUGCUAAUGCAACAAUUCCAGAGUCAGUAAUUUCUGCAAUAUAUUCUAAUAACCAGCAAUCUAACAUACGAUCUUUCUACGGUCAAAAUGGUCAGAUAGGACAAGUUUUGCCACAUUUCCAAUCUGAAAUGGCUACUUCUAAUGGAAAUAUGGUUCUUAACUCACAUAUAGUGGAGAAUAACACCUUUGGCCAAAAUAAUAUUAUUAUAAACCCUACUCAACCCAGUACAGUUUACUCUCAUCCUCAAAAUUAUCCAUUUAUGAGGCCCUCUACACUUCAACAAGCCUCAUUGAACAGUGAUUCAAAGCAAUUACAAAGCAGUAUUACUAAUCCUUCUUUAUUUAUGCUUCAAUCCCAUGCUCCACCAACAAGUCAGACACAACCAUUACAACAGCAACAGCAACAGCAACAAGUUUAUUUUAAUGACAAUGAUGCUAGUAAUAAUUCCAGUUACAUACCUCCACUAUUGAAACAAAAUAUUAUUUCAUCAAGAAGUUCUUCCUUCUCAUCAAAGUCAGGAUUAUCAGGCAUAUAUGGCCAAUCUCAAGUUGGUGGAUCUUCUUCCUCAUCUUCUUCCUCCAAUUCUAAUAAUUCAAUAUCAUCUAGUUCAAGCGCCAUGUCUUCCACUUCAUUUUCAGGCACACCUCAAAGGGCGUCCCCAAUAAUUGGUAAUGUAGGCUCAGGUAGAAUUCAAUCUGAUAGCACCUCUAGCAGAGGUGGAAGUUCCCAUUUUUCACAUAAUUACUCAAGAUCUCAAAGGCAACAACCAUAUCAUUCACCAUUUUUAUCUCAUCAUUCUAAUUCCCUAGAUAUAAAGCCAACUAGUAAUCUAAUAUCUUCAACGCAAACCAUUCACCAUUCUGUUCAACCUACUUUUGCUGGUAGUAACUUCAAUCAAGUACCUGCAAAUCAAUUACAGUCAAAUACAGUUGGCAAACCAAAUAUCAAUAAUUUCACAACAGAUGACAAAGCUAUAUUAAAUAACAAUCAAGAAAAGCCAAAGCUUCCUCCUCCUGCUCUUCAAAAUUUGUCACAGCCUAGAUCUUCUUCUGCAACUAAUCUUCCUCCACAUAUUCCACCUUUAAAAAAACUUCGAAUGCAAGCAUCUCCAUCCGACCAGGUUGAAAAUAAUGCCAACAACAAUCUAGUAGCUCCUUCUUCCUCAUCUUCUGCAUAUGUUUUCAAUGGAAGUGCAGCAAAUAGUACUCCUCGUUAUGAUAUUUCCAACUCUAAAAAUUUGCCUAUGCCAAAAGGUCCAACCUUUCAAGGGUCCCCCAUUUUAAAUAAGAAUAUCAAUGGCUAUGCAACAACUGGAAGCGGAGUGACAAGUAUGCCGGCGUUUGCUUAUAACGGGACUGAUCAAGCCAGCAUGAUGGCAAAUUGUACAAGCAUGCCAACUGGUUCAGAGGGCGCUGGGUCUUCUAAACAAGUACCUACUAUGAGGAGCAUUAGCUCAGUUGUAACAACAGAAAAUGAAGAGAUUAAGGCUGAGAUAUAA
Henningerozyma blattae CBS 6284 is the source of this 2322-nucleotide messenger RNA. Its product is annotated as Gti1/Pac2 family protein. The coding region runs from base 1 to 2322 and encodes 773 amino acids. The record is from RefSeq and is a predicted model, not a curated record. Gene Ontology annotation, molecular function: DNA binding. The transcript has a single exon. NCBI's taxonomy places the organism in Eukaryota, Fungi, Ascomycota, Saccharomycetes, Saccharomycetales, Saccharomycetaceae.